UUUAAUACUGACAGUAAAUAUCGAAACGCAGCUUGUAUUGUAUAAUCAUUCUAAUUAGAAACCAUUUCUUGAUUUUCAUUCUUGCACUGUUACUACUUAUUGAUAUUUCGUUAUAUUCCUUAGAUAUAGUUUAGGCUUCUCAAGUUCUAGAUUCAUUAAAGAGAAGCCAAGGAGAUUUACAUUCAUCAGACUCCACGGUUUCAAUGGCAUCAACUUCGGGUGCUGAAACCUUUUCAUCAGAACAAUAUAAUAUAGAAGACUCGGCCUUUAAAUGGUCACAUUAGGCUAUUCUUCUCUUUAUUGAAGAGUAUAAAAAAUGAAAGGAAGACAUCACACCGACAAUUAUCAGUAUCGGUCGUUACCGAUAAACGUCGGUUGCGUGACCGACAAGAACGAUGCACCUAUUCUCUACAUGGACACUACCGAUAAUCAUCAGUGCAACCGACGAAUUUCAAUCGUCCGUUGACGUCACAAAUGGUCGAGAGACAGUCACGAACAAAAGUGAGGAUACAUCGUAAUUCGACCAAUCGCGUAACGAGUCUACGAGAAAGUCCGCGAUUUUAAAGUCUUACAAACAUAACCGUAUUCAUAUGAGUUAUGUAAUAGAAAAAUAGAGAAGAUACAAGACAAAGAGUAAGAAAGCAUCAUAUCAGAGAGUAGAAGUAGCACUGUUAAAAAGCAGCGUUCUUCGCGUGCAUCAACAUUGCAAAUUGAAGAUAUCCUAUAUGGAAAAGCAUAGCCGUUUCAUCGCCGGCCGAUUUAACGGAAAUGAGGGGAAACUGCAACUAUAGAUGCAGUGGGAUGAACUGCGUAAAAGGCUACAUUCUCUACCCGGGCCAAAGAAGUCGGUCAAGCAGUGGCAAACUGUAUGGCGGGAUCUGAAGAGCGUUUCCUCGAGGAAAGUAAGCAAGUUAAGAGCUGAGCGCUUACGCACAGGCAAUUUUCCAGCUGAAGAAGUCCCAUUGCAGAACAUUGAACAACGCGUAGUGUCUGCAAUUGGUUUAGAUUAUGUUGAGGGAAAUGCGCAUUGUCCUGACAGUUGCGUGGAAGAAGAUGAAAAUAUUGAACGACUUAAGAUGGAUGACGAAGAUCCCCUUUAUCAAAUCUCACAGACGUUAACUUUGCGAGAUACUAUCUUCGCAAACGAGGAAAGAGUGGAAGAGGAAUUUCCCAGCAUUGUUGAUGAGGAGCACUUGACAUUACAAGGUGUCGAAGAAACCGUACUGGAUUAUCCAGAUGCAGUCACAACUGUUGCAGCUGCAAUAGCAGUUGAAGCUAAUUCCGAAACAGGAAGAAGUUUGCCAGUUUCUACAAAAAGGAAGCCAAAUCCUAAAAAAAGAACAGUAGAGCUCGGUAUGCGGAAAUCCACUAUCACAUGCCCUACAACUGACGCUGCUUCGAGCAAUCGAAAAAACAGACAACGUAUCAGUAUGCAGCUUGAAAACGCGCGUGAACAAUUCACCAACAUGGCACAAAGUAACACCUCUGCAUUGAAGGUAAAAAGAAAUCCUAUAAAUAACUUGUUUACUUAA
This is a messenger RNA of Harpegnathos saltator (Jerdon's jumping ant), 1532 nucleotides long. RefSeq lists its product as uncharacterized. The record is from RefSeq and is a predicted model, not a curated record. The coding region runs from base 792 to 1532 and encodes 246 amino acids. The transcript is spliced from 6 exons. NCBI's taxonomy places the organism in Eukaryota, Metazoa, Arthropoda, Insecta, Hymenoptera, Formicidae.